AUGACAAGUUGUGAGCCUUUGGUGAUAAGUGCUAAAGUCAAAUGCGGUGCCAACUUUGGUGUGUUGAAUCCAACACAAAAUCAUAGCACCUAUUUCAAAGUAAUAAAUUUCCAUGACAAUAAAUGUUCUUUAGAAACCAAUCAUGGCUUAAAUCUUCAAGGAAACAAACAAACUAUGUUGUCAUCGAAAAUGGAAGUAGAAGUUACUAUGUUUUAUACCCCUGCUACAUAUUACCAUGAUUGUUUACCACUUUAA
Heterostelium album PN500 is the source of this 255-nucleotide messenger RNA. RefSeq lists its product as uncharacterized. The transcript is spliced from 4 exons. The record is from RefSeq and is a predicted model, not a curated record. The coding region runs from base 1 to 255 and encodes 84 amino acids. Lineage: Eukaryota; Evosea; Eumycetozoa; Acytosteliales; Acytosteliaceae.